GUAUUCCUCUUUUAUUUUAACCAAAUUUCAUCAAAAAUUCUGAAACAUUAGAGCCGUGCCUGAGACACGUAAAAUAAAUAGUUAUAAGAUACUAGCGGCCGCCACCGACUACGUCCGCGACAACUUUAGCUUUUUGAAAAUCCUACAGAAACCUGUCAUUUUUCCGGGAUUAAAGUAUCCUAUGUCUCAAUCCAGGUCAUAAACAGCUAUGUGCAUACCAAAUUUAAUCGAAAUCCAUUCAGUAGUUUUCCCGUGAUUGAGUAACAAACAUACAAACUUUCGCCUUUAUAAUAUUAGUGUGACUAGUGGCCCACCCUCGCUUCGCUUUGGUGUAGAGCUGUAGUGUAGACUAUAGUUUUUGUUCUCAGGCUUGUAUUAUACAUAAUGAAUUUCUAUGUAUAAUUAUAAACCUUCCGUGAAAAUUUAUUUAGCUAAGAGUGAAAAUUUUGUUGCGUAGUUUAGGACGCGUUGUACUGAAUGCACAAUUUUAUUGGUUGAACGCGCAAACCUCAAGAACUAAUGGUCCGAUUUAAAAAAAUCUUUCUGUGUUAGAUAGUGCAUUUUUUGAGGAAAGCUUAAGGCUAUAUUAUAUUACGCUGCGACCUGUAGGAGCCAAGUAUCAAUGUAAAAUGUUGCAAAAAGGGUUAAAAAUAUUCCAUUUCGGAGAUUUCGUUGUGUACGCUGCAUAAAUUAUUAAAGUUACACAAAAAUUAUGUACGACGGAAUUGUUCCCCUUUAAAAGAUCUAUAAAAAAGUGUGCGUCUGCGACAGCAUAUGCUCUUUUAAGUUUGACUCACUAUAACCUUUUUCCUUUUCCCCCUUUAGUUGUGACAUAACUGUAAUAGUCAGACAAUAUAUAUAUGAUAUCGCGGACAUUUUUGUAGAUAUUUAUGUCCUCUAUAAAACUUUAGCACAUCACUUUGCUCAAUGACUUCCGCAGCGUAAGCGAUAUAAGGAUAUUUUUUGGUAUUUUUUUCACACCCUGGGUUACAUUAUCGAUUUUCCUUAAGGAACCCAAACUUUUUUGAAAAUAUUCUAUAGCUUAUGUUCAUCAGGGAUAAUUUAGGAUUCUAAAUGUAUAAGAAUUUUUCAAAUCGGUCCAGUAGUUACGGAGCCUAUUCAAUACAAACAAACAAUCAAAUCUUUUCUCUUUAUAAUUUAAUAUGGAUUGGGAUAUAUCCAAAUCAUAGGUUUCGUAGGGUGUAAAGUAUUUUGAUAUGAGCCUAUUUAUCACGAUCAGUUAACCAGUUGACCCAUCCUACAUAAUAAUUUGCGAUUGUUAUUUCUUGUUAUUCAAAUAAUUUGUUUUUCAAUAUAACAAAUAGUUGUCUAUGGCCAAAAGAAGAAAACAAAAGAUUGUAGCGGUAAAUACAAUUUGUAGUACAUACAAGUUAAAUGGCAAAACAAACUCUUGAUAUUGUGCCAAUGAUUCGCAAUAAUUGAUACUGAUGCAAUAUUCUAAAGUUUACUAGAUUUCAGUACAUACACGUGUUUAACAUACACGUCCAAUAAUACUUAUAUGUGCAUUACUUACAUUCAGCUGGUCAUGUCGUAAAUUGCUGUCGUAUUAGCAUUAUUAACUUAAUUUAGUUCGAGGCAACAUAGUGCUGGGAAUGAAUACUUCGGUGUAUUUUGAACGUUUGACGUUUUUAGUAAACUUUCUUUAGAGGACUUCGUUUGAGGGAUUAUCUACUAACAGUUAACCAUGAAGUUCGUAUACCAGGUCUCCUGAAACAAGUUGUUUUGAGGAUGGACCGGAAAAUUGGCGUGACCGCGACGUUCAUAGGCCCACGCGGUUGCACAAGUAGCCGCUUUGUCUGCGGCAUUGUCCAGUCCUGGCCGGUACGUGCGUACUUGAAUAUAUUUAAAUUUGGAGAUGCGGCCAGGAUGAGGCAAGCGCACUGUUCCAACUACUAUAAAUGCUGUAAGUAACUAACAGGGGGUACAGUUGACAGCUCCAAGCACCCCUGUCCACAUCUCAACAAACAAUACAAAAUGGCUUUCAAGUUGGUGGUCUUCUCGUGCCUCCUGGCAGCGGCUUAUGGCAGUGUGGCCCCGGCAGCAUACGCAGCAGCGCCUGUAGCUUACACUGCUCCCGUUGCCGCCGCGGCGCCUGUUGUGGCCGCCAGACUCGAAGAAUUUGACCCCUUGCCCCAGUACCGAUUCGGAUAUGACGUAGCGGACUCUCUCACCGGUGACUACAAGAGUCAGACAGAGCAGCGUGAUGGAGAUGUGGUCCAAGGCUCCUACUCGCUCGUGGAUCCCGAUGGUACCCGCCGGACAGUAGAUUACGCCGCUGAUCCCGUCAACGGUUUCAAUGCAGUAGUGCGCAAAGAGCCGUUGGUUGCUGCCGCACCCGCGGUGGUUGCAGAGCCUGUAGUAGCUGCCGCCCGCUACGUCUCCGCCCCAGCGCCGGUAGCAGUGGCCGCAAAAUUUACCCAGCCUGCGGUAUACGCCGCGAACUACGCCGUUGCCCCCGCCGCUCCUGUCGUCGCUGCACGAUACGCCGCCGCUCCCGUUGCCGCACGAUAUGCCGCCGCUCCCGUCGCCGCUGCAGUGUCCGCAGCUCCCGUGGCCCCCUUGGUAGCGCGUUAUGCCGCCGCUCCAGUCGCCGCUGCAGUGCCUGCAGCUCCAGUGGUAGCACGUUAUGCCGCCGCUCCAGUGGUAGCGCGUUAUGCGGCCGCUCCGGUUGCCACUGCUGUGUCUACGGGCCCAGUGUUCGCCCGAUACGCGGCUCCCGCUCCCGUGGUUGCCGCUCGCUACGCCGCUGCGCCGGUUGUCGCUCGGUACAGUGCACCAGUAGCAGCUCCAGUAGCUCCGGCUUACACGGCUGCAUACACAACCGCUUACGCCGCUCCGGUGGCGGCAGCUUACAGCGCACCAGUGGCGGCCGCCGCUUACACCGUCCCCGUGGCGGCUGCGUAUGCCGCUCCCGUUGCCGCCGCAUACAACGCGCCUGUCGCCGCUGCUUACAGCGCACCGGUGGCCGCCGCAUACAACGCGCCUGUCGCCGCUGCUUACAGCGCGCCAGUGGCCGCCGCAUACAACGCGCCUGUCGCCGCUGCCUACAGCGCGCCGGUGGCUGCCACUUAUAGCGCGCCUGUUGGCGCGCCAGUGGCUGCCCCGGCCAGGUUAGCGGCCGCCCCGACGGUUGCUGCUGCCCGCGCCGCUCCUGCCAAAAUUCAAGAACAACCAGCUGCUGCCGGUUACAGAUACCCUUAAAAAUAAGACUAACGACUUGAUGGCUCAUUUUGUAAAGACUUAAAUUAUGUAUAUAGCUAAGAUCAUUUUAUUUUUUAUGGAUUAAACUGAGAUUUUGAUACACGUAA
Messenger RNA from Chilo suppressalis (striped riceborer), 3329 nucleotides. The record is from the annotation of a GenBank genome assembly. Lineage: Eukaryota; Metazoa; Arthropoda; Insecta; Lepidoptera; Crambidae.